GGAAGUAAAUAUUUAAAAUAGGCUUUCCAAAUAUAAAAUUAUUGAAGAAGAAAAAUAAAAAAAAAAACAAAAAUUUUCUCAGGUGUUUGAACGUUUGAACUGUGUGUAGCUGAACGAUUGUACAAUAUAUACAUAUAGUUUUUGGUUCUCGGUUUAUGAAUUAGUCACUUUCUUUCACUUCUCUUAAAAUAAACGCAAAGGUGUGUAGUACAUUAUACACAAAAAGUAACAACAACAAAAAAACGCUAAUCAAAAGUAUAAUUUGUUAUAAAUUGUAAUCAACACCUAAGGCACUUAUACGGCUAUUAUACGUUCGGCAGAUAAUAAAAUAAAUUCCAGAUAGGUUAAAACGGUUAUAAUUUAUGUUGUGCUUUGUGUGUUUGGCAUUUAUAGUUCUCGUUAAACUUUUAGGAUUAAUAUUUUUUUGCGAUAGUCGAGAUAACGGCAUAACAUUAUAAGUGACACAUACAUAACUCGCCAUUAUAUAUACAUUUACCAAAUAUAGUCCAACAAAUUGAAGAAAUGUGCAAAUGUAAAACUGAUUAUAAAGCUGAAAAAUGGACUUACAAAAGCACUUAAAAAAGCACAUGAAUAUAGAACACAAUGAAUGGCUAUAAAAUUGGUAUAAUUUCAAUUAGCUCAACCGCAAAUUAGUGUAAUUUUAUUUUGUGCAGUGCAGUUUCGAUUGGAUGAGUCGAAGCGUAAUGAAUUCGAUGUUCAAAAAAACAUUCGCCAAAUAUAUCAUUGUGCUGUUGAUUUGUUUUAAAAGUAAAGCGGCGAUUGGAGAAAUUUUCACAUUGGGCUAUCUGACGGGGUCACAGAGGCGAUCGGGAAAUUUGGAUUAUCACAAGCCAGGUUUGACCAUAUCUGGCGCCAUCUCAUUAGCAGUAACUGAGAUCAACUCAGGCAAACUGAAAACCCUUGGACAUUCGCUAGCAUUUAUCGUCGGUGAAACAUAUGGAGAAGAAGUUUCAAGUAUCCGACAAACUGCCAGUCUGUGGAAAAGUCACGUUGCAGGAUACAUUGGACCGCAGGAAACAUGCGUUCAUGAGGGACGAAUGGCAGCCGCGUUUAAUUUACCAAUGAUCUCAUAUUUUUGCACUCAUGCGGAAACAUCAAACAAAAAAGAUUUUCCAACAUUUGCACGAACUAGACCACCGGAUACACAGAUAUCAAAGUCGGUAGUUUCGUUACUUUUGGCAUAUAAUUGGAACAAGGUAACAUUUUUGUACUUGGAUUCCGUGGACAAUGAAUUCGGCGAUGUGGCUGAAACCGUUCUAUCAACAUUCAAAUUUCACGGCAUCGAAGUUCAUAAAGCUCUAACAUGGAACACCAUCUAUUAUCAUGGUUACGCGCAUAAUCCUUUUGAUGAAUUGGUCGAAUCAACCUUUCUCGACACAAGAAUCUACGUUAUACUAAGCCAUCAAUAUGAACAUAUUGGAUUGAUGACAAGUUUAUACAAAAAAGGUUUACUGGAUAAAGGCGAAUAUUUUGUGGUUGGUGUUGACAUCGAACAAUAUGAUUCGAGUUCACCAGACAAGUACUUAAGGGGAGUGCUCCAAGUGAAAACGGAUCCCGCAUCCGUCAUAGCUUUUCAAUCUUAUUUGGCUGUCGUUCCGUCAGCGCCAGUUUUGUUCAGCGAAUUCGCUCGACUGGUAAAUCGCUAUAUGGAAAUGGAACCAUUUAAUUAUCCCAAUCCAUUAGGGCACAUCGGUGGGGUUAAACAGAUUCCAGCCGAAGCGGCUUAUUUAUAUGAUGCUGUGCAUUUGUAUGCCCGAGCGUUGAUUAAAAUUCUUGAAUCAGAUGAAAAUCCGAAAAAUGGAACAGCCAUUGUCGAUUACAUCAAAGGAACUUCGUACUCAAGCGCCAUGGGGUAUCUGGUAUAUAUUGACGAUAAUGGUGAUGCAGCCGGUAACUAUACCAUAUUGUCCAUGAAGUCUAGUCAAAAUAAUUCCAACGAGUAUGGACUAUAUCCCAUUGGAACGUUUAAUGCACCUCAGUUGAUCGAAGUACCAGAAUUGCAACUGUUCGAUGAAAUUAAAUGGGUAGGAAGUGGUCCACCGAUAGCUGAACCGAGAUGUGGUUUUCGUGGUGAAAAAUGUAUAAGUUACACUGGAGAAAUCUCAGCUGGUAUUGCUGGUGGUGCUGUAGUUGUACUAAUAUUAGUCUCAUUGGUACUUUAUCGUAAUUGGCGAUAUGAACAAGAACUGGACAGUCUUUUAUGGAAGGUGGAUUUCAAAGAAAUCGAAAUGCACGAAAAUGAAAAGGACAAUAACAGUCAACAGAAGCAAACUAGGGCAACACAUCCGUUGAUCAGAACAAGUCAAGUUAGCUUGAGCUCAAAUCCUGAUGCUGACUUCCGUUAUUCAACCAUUUUCACGCCGAUUGGCAUUUAUAAGGGGCAACUGUAUGCGAUCAAAAAAGUGCGAAAAAAGUGCAUCGACAUUACCAGGGAAAUGAAAAUGGAACUGAAAAUGCUUCGAGAUCUACGACAUGACAAUAUAUGUGCGUUCAUUGGAGCAUGUACCGAUCCUCCGAAUAUUUGUAUCGUAACCGAGUAUUGUACAAGAGGUAGUCUUAAGGAUGUUUUGGAGAAUGAAGACGUUAAAUUAGACAAUAUGUUCACCGCUUCGAUGGUGGCGGAUAUAAUCAGGGGUAUGUUGUACUUACACGAUUCUCCAUUACGAUACCAUGGUGCGCUGAGCACCUCGAAUUGUCUAAUUGAUUCACGAUGGGUGGUCAAGUUAAGUGAUUUCGGUCUUCAGGCUUUCAAGAAAGGAAGUGAAGAAACAAACGACAUUCAAACCAUGAAUGCGAAAUGUCUAAAAUUGCUAUACAGAGCUCCGGAACUUCUUCGAUUGGGACCAGCCCACGAAAUACCUGGAACUGCAAAAGGUGACAUUUAUUCGUUCGGUAUAGUUCUGUAUGAGAUACAUACGAGACAUGGCCCAUUCGGUGAAACUGGUCUCUCACCUAUUGAAUGUUUAAAGAAAGUUCUUCAGCCCAACGACAUGACACCACCUUUUCGGCCGUCGCUUCAACCACUUGAAUCGUCUUUUGACUGUGUCAGAGAAUGUCUCAAAGAAUGUUGGUCAGAGAAAGCUGACGAUCGUCCAGAUUUGAAGGCAAUUCGAACUAAACUACGACCCUUACGCAAAGGGAUGCGUGCCAAUAUAUUCGACAAUAUGAUGGCAAUGAUGGAAAAGUAUGCGAAUAAUUUGGAAGCGCUGGUGGACGAGCGAACCGAUCAAUUGCAAGAGGAGAAAAAGAAGACCGACGCACUGUUGUUGGAAAUGUUGCCCAGGCCAGUAGCGGAACAAUUAAAGAAAGGGAAUAAAGUGGAGGCUGAGACAUAUGACAUGGUGACAAUAUACUUCAGUGAUAUUGUCGGCUUUACAGCUAUGUCUGCCGAAAGUACGCCUCUACAAGUGGUGGAUUUUCUCAAUGAUCUCUACACAUGUUUCGAUUCAAUCAUCGGAAACUACGACGUGUAUAAAGUGGAAACUAUUGGUGAUGCGUACAUGGUCGUUUCCGGACUACCGAUUAGAAAUGGAAUAUUGCAUGUGGCUGAAAUAGCAUCCAUGUCCUUACAUCUGUUGAACGCAGUGUCUGAAUUUAAAAUAAGGCAUCGACCGCACGAACAAUUGCUACUUCGAAUAGGAAUACAUAGUGGUCCUGUUGUUGCCGGUGUGGUUGGUUUGAAAAUGCCACGGUAUUGUCUGUUCGGCGAUACAGUAAAUACAGCGUCAAGAAUGGAGUCUACUGGAAUGCCAUUGAAAAUCCAUUGUAGUGGACCUUGUAAAGAAUUGCUUGAACGAAUGGGUGGAUAUGAUUUACAGGAGCGCGGUUUCAUACCGAUGAAGGGAAAAGGCGAUCAAAAAACGUAUUGGUUACAGGGUGAAGAUGAAAUAGCCAGACAGUAUCGCACUAAAGAACGAAACAACCGCAGAGGAUCACGUGCACUGAUGAAGGCUCAACUCGAAUCAAAACCACAUCCGAACGAUACGGGCCCCAAGAGUUCGUUGAAGAAUCGUAAUUUUCCCAAAUCCCUGAUACCUCGAUCGUCCAGUCUCGAGUCACCAAAGAAAUUGCGAUUCGCUAGCGGAAAUCUACUGUUAGAGCAUCACCGUUACCACAGAUACAGUGACGACGCGCUGAUGGAAGUACUUAGUGAUACAAGCCCACGGAAAUCAAAUGGAUCGAUCCGGUGCGAAGACAUUACCUCGUCGUGUCCGUGCAUUGAACAUUUUGGCAAUUUUUCCGAUUCGCCAACAUCUUGUCCGACAGCGUCGACCCCAUUGCUUUGAUAAUAAAGAUUGUGUGAUAAUAAAGUUUUUGGCUACCAGUGAAAGAAAUAACCAACAGGAAGUUCCUCAACAUAAAUAAAGUUGCGAUUGUUUACAAAUUGUACUUGUUCGUGUUCAACUGCUCAGUAUGACUGUAAGAUGUUUUUUUGGAAAAUAAAGAAAAACAAUUUUAUUUUGCCUGAUGGAGUUUGGAAAG
Molecule: messenger RNA, 4503 nt
Organism: Bradysia coprophila
Lineage: Eukaryota; Metazoa; Arthropoda; Insecta; Diptera; Sciaridae
Product: guanylate cyclase 32E
Biological process (GO): cGMP biosynthetic process; intracellular signal transduction; protein phosphorylation
Cellular component (GO): plasma membrane
Molecular function (GO): protein kinase activity; ATP binding; guanylate cyclase activity
Source: RefSeq, a predicted model, not a curated record